AUGGAUGAAAAAGAAGAGUUGCAUCUAACCUCUCAGGAGUUGCAAGUUUUGUCGGAACUUGACAGUCGGCAGUUUGGUUUUCUUAAGUUACGUGGCACUGAACAUGGCAGGACCCGAGCUCUUGUACUCAAGGCUGUCAAGUAUCUUGAAGGGAUGCUUGUACAAGUCAAGGAGGAAGAAAGAGCAUGUUCACCUGGAGCCAGAAGAGAUAUAUGUAUUGACCCGAAAACUUAUUGCAAACUUGGACAUUUUCAUCUUCUGCUAGAGGACUAUGCUAAAGCAAUGUCAGCUUAUCAAAAGUUCUAUGCUCUGGAGCCUGACAACUGGAAGGACCCUCUGUUCCUGUACGGAUUGGGGCUAUGCUAUUACCACUACAAUGCCUUUGAGUGGGCUACAAAGGCGUUGCAAAUGGCACUGUACGUGUCGCCGGGGUUCACCCGCGCGGCGGACGCGCACCUGCGGCUGGCGCUGAUGUUCAAGGCGCGCCGCCACUGGACCAUCGCCGCCGUCCACUUCAGGCGCGCCCGCCUCGCACCACACCAAGACGCCACCUUCACCCGGCUCGAGCUCAGCUUCCACGCCGCGCACCUACUUGAAGCGAGAGGUCUGAGAAAAGCAGCUAGAGAUGCAUACGAAAGGCUACUAAAGGAACCUCAGUUGUCCUCCACCUUAAAAGCCGAUGUUUGCAGACAGCUGGGAUGGCUAUACCACCGCUGUGUGUCACUGGGUGAGCCGGCAGCUCGCGCGCGGGCUGCUAUCUGGUGCUUGCAGCGAGCUGUGGCGGCUGAGCCAGAGUCAGGGGCGGGACUCUAUCUACUCGGACGGUGCUUUGCAGCGCAAGGAAAAGUACACGAUGCUUUCAUUGCAUACAGGAAUUCUGUGGAAAAGUCCGAAGGAAAUGCUGACACUUGGUGUUCCAUAGGCGUUUUGUAUCAGCAACAGAACCAGCCCAUGGACGCUUUACAAGCAUACAUUUGCGCGGUACAACUAGAUAAGGGUCACUCUGCGGCGUGGACUAACUUGGGCAGUUUGUAUGAAAGCUGUCAAAUGCCCAGAGACGCGUUCGCGUGUUAUACAAACGGUGGUGCAGCUGCAACUGCAUCGCAUUCCGCUUUACGACAAAGGCUCGCUUUCCUGAGAGCACAUUUGGCUCAUGCUCCAAUGCCUUCUGUUACGGGAAAGCGACGCCAGCUGCCAUCAAUCGAGGAAGCUUGGAACCUGCCUAUAUCCGCGGAAAUGUCUUCCCGCGCGCCUAAGUCAGCACCCCCGCCAUACCCAGGGAAGAGACCCGAGGAGCCCCCGCCACUCACACAACACCAGUUGCAGACUCUACAGUACUUACAGAAGAACUCCAACAAUUUAUCACCUCAGCAACAAGCUUUGAUGCAGCAGUUACUGACGCAGUAUCGACAAGCGCAGGCGGCGCGAGCGCGUGCGGUGACGAAAAGCGAAGGUAGCGCCACCGGCGGCGACAACGCUGAGUCGCUCGCCGAAGAUCUGUUGAAGAGGUUCUCAGAUACUCAACCCGAAGUUAAGAAGGAGCCUAUCUGUGCAGAUAGCUCCAGUAAUGCAGGCAGUAGUGGUGACACGAUGCUCGGCGGGCGACAGCCUGUCGUGAAACUGGAGCCCCUUAAGACGGAUCCACUGAAGCCGGUCUCCUUCCACAUCGGCAUGAGUUCGAAGCAGAUUUUGGAAUCUUGCAAGGAGAACGCUGGCCCUCCUACGGCGUGGUCAGUACUAGGCGACGGGUGCGGGCCGCCGGAGCCCCCUCCGGUACCACCACCGCGCCUGUCUCCUGAACAGUUGGCGCCGCCGGCGCCUUUCGUUUACGUGGAGUCCAAGCGAGAUGCAUUCUCGCCACAGCUGCAAGACUUCUGUCUAAAGCAUCCUAUCGCUGUAGUGCGAGGCCUCACUGCGGCGCUGAAGCUUGACCUCGGGCUGUUCUCCACUAAGACUCUAGUGGAGGCGUGGCCCGACCAUGCCGUGGAAGUGCGCACGCAACUCAUGCAGUCGGCCGACGAGAACUGGGACCCCACCGGCCGCCGCCGCGUCUGGGCCUGCGCCUCGCACCGCUCGCACACCACCGUGCGCAAGUACGCGCAGUACCAGGCCGGCUCCUUCCAGGAGUCUCUGCGCGAGGAGCGCGAGCGAGGCGGCGCCAACACCGCGCCCGGCGGCGGCGCGCUGUCCGACUCCGACGGCCGCGAGUCCGGCUCGGGGCCGGUCAAGCGUCGCCGAGCUGCACGAAUGCUGCGCUUUGGGACCAACGUAGAUCUUUCAGACGAGCGAAAGUGGCGUCCUCAACUCACCGAGCUACAGAAGUUACCAGCGUUCGCACGUGUCGCGUCAGCUGCCAAUAUGCUAUCACACGUAGGGCACGUUAUUUUGGGCAUGAAUACGGUACAAUUGUACAUGAAAGUACCGGGCAGUCGCACGCCCGGUCAUCAAGAGAAUAACAACUUCUGUUCGAUCAACAUUAACAUCGGACCAGGCGAUUGCGAAUGGUUCGGUGUGCCCGACGCGUAUUGGGGUGGAGUGCGCGACCUGUGCGAGAGGCAUGGCUUGUCGUACUUACACGGGUCAUGGUGGCCCGACCCCGAGGAGCUACGUGCGCACGGAGUGCCCGUGUAUCGCUUCACGCAGCGACCGGGAGACUUGGUGUGGGUCAACGCGGGCUGCGUGCACUGGGUGCAGGCCACCGGCUGGUGCAACAACAUCGCGUGGAACGUCGGCCCGCUCACUGCGCGCCAGUACUCACUGGCGCUGGAGCGGUACGAGUGGAACAAGGUGCAGAACUUCAAGUCCAUCGUGCCCAUGGUGCACCUGACAUGGAACCUGGCGCGCAACAUCCGCGUAUCGGACCCACGCCUGCACCGCGCCAUGCGGACGUGUCUGCUGCAGACACUGCGCGCCGCGGCCGGCACGCUGGCGGCCGUGCGCGCGCGCAACGUGCCGGUGCGCUUCCACGGGCGCGCGCGCGGCGAGGCCAGCCACUACUGCGGCGCGUGCGAGCGCGAGGUGUGGCACGCGCUGCUGGUGCGCGAGCACGAGCGGCGCCACGUGGUGCACUGCCUGGCGUGCGCGCGCCGCGCCGCGCCCAGCCUGGCGGGUUUCCUGUGUCUGGAGGAGCACCACAUGGACGAGCUGGCGCAGGUGUACGACGCGUUCACGCUGCACCGGCCGGCGCCGGCGGCGGCGCACGCGGCGGCGGGCGUGCCGGUGGCGGUGCCGGACUGA
Messenger RNA from Spodoptera littoralis (African cotton leafworm), 3237 nucleotides. The record is from the annotation of a GenBank genome assembly. NCBI's taxonomy places the organism in Eukaryota, Metazoa, Arthropoda, Insecta, Lepidoptera, Noctuidae.